AUGGCUCAAGCAAAACGGGUCCCGGGCGGCCGCUCAGGGAGCAGCUCAGCCGCGCUGGGCGCCGCGGGCCCCGCGAGGCGGCCGCAGCCGGGGCGUCCGGCUUUGGGUGAAAACCGAGGGUGUGCUGCUCCCGGAGGAGACGCCCAGUUACGCAGAGGAAAAUCCCCACCCGCGGCUCCCGAUUGGCAACUACUGGCAGAAAAGAAGACCACUUACAAGGUUGUAGGAGUCCCGAGGGAGUUGUAUCAGAAACCGAGGAACAGUGAUUUGAAAGCGGAAAGUGGGAACAAACUAGCGCCAGCCCCCAGGGCCACGCAGGCCCUGCGGGCAGGCAGGGCAGGCCGCGCCGUUCGCUGGCUCCGGGGCGCGCCCGCGGAAUCGGCGCUGACUUCUCCUGCUCCUGAAGGGAGGCCCCGUCUACCCCGCGGCAACAGCCAGGGGAACCGCAGCGCGGUCACCGAGUUCACGCGGACGGCCUUCCCGGCGCCCCUGGAGCUUCAGGCCUUCCUCUUCGUGGUUCUCUCCUUCACUUACACAUUAACCACAGUGGGGAACGUCAUCAUCGCCUCCCUAAUAUGGACGGAUAUUCGCCUGCAAACCCCGAUGUACUUUUUCCUCUGUAAUCUGUCCUUUCUGGACAUUGUAUACACUACUGUCGUUAGCCCAAAGCGGCCAGCCUGCCUUCUAGGAGAGGAGAAAACCGCAUCCUUUGCCGGCUGCAUCGCCCACACGUACUUCUUCUUUUUCCUGGGGACAGUGGAGUUCAUCCUCCUGGUGGCGACGCCCUUCGACCGCCAAGUGGCCAUCUCUCCCCUGCGCUACCCCAUGCUCCCGGGCAGCAGGGCCUGCCUCCUGCUGGUUCUGGGCUGCUGGGCGGGGGCCCUCCUGUCAGUGCUGGUACCAACCAUGGUGGUAACAAGGCUACCUCACUGUGGCAAAGAAAUGAAUCAUUUUUUCUGUGACAUUGCCCCUCUCCUACAAGUGGCCUGUAUAGAUACUCGAGUCAUUGAGAAGGUAGACUUCCUCCUGUCUGCCCUUGUCAUCCUCAGCUCCCUGGCCUUCACUGCUGGGUCCUACACCUACAUCAUUUCUACCCUCCUGCCCAUCCCCUCAGCACAAGGCCAUCAGAAAGCUUUUUCUACCUGCGUUUCGAUCACUGUUGUCUCCAUUGCCUACGGGAGCAACAUCUUUGUGUAUGUGAGACCCAAACAGAACUAUUCACUGGAUUUUGACAAGGUAGCAGAGAUCAUUACAGUAGUGACCCCUCUUCUGAAUCCUUUCAUUUGCUGCUUGAGAAAUGAAAAGGUAAAAGAAGUGUUGAGAGAGGCAAUGAACAGAAUCAUAUUCUUGAUACUAAGGAAAACUUCACCUUAG
Messenger RNA from Pteronotus mesoamericanus, 1374 nucleotides. RefSeq names its product olfactory receptor 6M1-like. Gene Ontology annotation, molecular function: olfactory receptor activity; G protein-coupled receptor activity. Gene Ontology annotation, cellular component: membrane. The record is from RefSeq and is a predicted model, not a curated record. NCBI's taxonomy places the organism in Eukaryota, Metazoa, Chordata, Mammalia, Chiroptera, Mormoopidae. Gene Ontology annotation, biological process: G protein-coupled receptor signaling pathway.